GGCCGGGCGGAGCUCUGUGCGGGGCAGCGGGGCCGGGCGGAGCUCCGUGCGCAGCGCCGGGCGGGGCGGAGGCAGCCGCAGCAGCAGCAAGAGCAGGAGCCGCAGCCGCCGCGAGCGGAGCGACAGCCCGGCGCCAUGAAGUUCCAGUACAAGGAAGACCACCCGUUCGAGUACAGGAAAAAAGAAGGGGAGAAGAUCCGGAAGAAAUACCCCGACAGAGUCCCCGUCAUCGUGGAAAAAGCACCCAAAGCCAGAGUACCUGACUUAGACAAAAGAAAGUAUCUCGUGCCUUCCGACCUCACAGUUGGUCAGUUCUACUUCUUAAUCCGGAAGCGGAUCCACCUGAGGCCGGAAGAUGCUUUGUUCUUCUUCGUCAAUAACACCAUCCCUCCCACCAGUGCUACCAUGGGCCAGCUCUAUGAGGAUAACCAUGAGGAGGAUUAUUUUCUCUAUGUGGCCUACAGCGAUGAGAGCGUCUAUGGCAAUGUAGUCAACUGAUAAACUCGUAAGCACAGGGCUAGAAAGGACUUCAGGAGCCCUAACCAGCUGUGAGACAGGACUGAGUAUACCAAACAUGUUCACCGUGGCUGCUCAUCACUUGUUCUAACUGAACUUCACUGCAGAAGAUCCUGGAGGCUGCUGAGAUUGUCUGUUCAGUUCCUAGCUAGCCUACAAGUGAGAUUGCUUUUCCUGAUACCUAACUUUAGUCACCCUUGCUGUGCAUUAAGGCAACUAACUACUAGUGGUCUUGUUUUUGGCAAACACAGAAAAUUAUCUAUCAGUGUUGUCCUUGUACCAGUCUUCUGCAGAUUUGAGGAUGGCAGAAUUCCUGUGGGUUUAGCCUUCCCUUCCAUCUCUCAUCCCUGUACAGCCCUUGCACCACGUGCACAAGCGUAGGAAAUCAGUCACUGCCACAUGUGUUUUGCUGGCUUUUUGUGAUUGGGUAACAGUGCCUCUCUAUGCCACAAGAGAGGUUCUUUUAGAUUUGAAGGGAAAAGGGAAUAAGUUAUCUGUAGAUUUUUUUCUUAAAUUAUUUUAUUUUAAGCCAGUGUUGUUCUUAGAAAGGUGCCAGAUGGGUGCUGUCCUGUGCAAGCCUUACGCUGUCAUGCCAAAGCAGUUUCUUCCCAGUGGCACGAACAGCAGAUUUUCCCAUUACUGCCAUAACUGUGAUGAGGGAAUGGGUCUUGGAGAGUGAGCUGACUUUCAGGAAAAUUCUGGGGUCUUAUCUAAAAAUCAGAGAACUAGGCCUGAAUUACUGUAAACAUUCCUACAUUUAAGAGAGGGACCAAGAGGGAAGAAAAGAGAAGGAUGAAGAAUACAGGUGAAUUCCAAAUUAUGUUGAAGGUGUUUGCUCAGUUUACUUAUGUGUAAAGUUAGGUCAGCAUUUCCUGUGUUCCUCAGGAAUGAGAAAUCAAGAUGAGUGUCCUCUGAGUGUGGGGAACAGGAAAUCAGGUUUCAGCCUUCUCUGACUGUUGUUACAUGGAGGUGCAUGAGGCAGGAGAGCUCAUGGGAGUGUCAAGUGGGAGUUACUGGCAAAACUCUGUGAAGGUCAGGGAAAGCAGCAUGGUGGGGCAGGAGAGUUACUGCCUGUGUGGGGUGGGAAGUACCAGAAGAAUAGGAGAGAAGGGAGGAACCACAAAGGAUGCAGAUGGAGUAGUCAGAACAGGCAGACAGAAAAUGAGGGAGCAAAGGAUGAAGUGGGUGGUGUAAUAUCCCCAGUAUUACAUCCUGAACUUAAGGUUUGCUGUUCCAUCCUGUGUUCAUCUGGAGUAAAUGUGCUAGGAUGAGUUGUACCUACUGCCAACAUAGAUAACUUCAGUUUCUGCCUGCACUGCUCAGUCCUCUCUUUUAGACUCACUCUCCUAGAGCUCCCAGGCUCUCUUCACAUCUUUUUAGUGCAAAUCUGCAUCGAUCUCUUGUUUUAGGAAGCUCUGAAUAUUCUGAAGCAGAGAACAGAUCCAGGAGUCUUUCUAGGAUAGAAGACGCAGGCAGAUGGUGUGCAUCUCUCUGCUGCUGUCCCACUUGUUCAUGCCAAGCACGUGGUUAAGCACACUCAGGGGAGAAAGAGUUGGCAUCUGGGGUGCUUGGCUUUGUGUUCAGUCCUCCCCUCCCACUGCUGAGUUUAUAAAUGACACGUGGGACUAAUCACAACUGUUUGUUACGUGUAGAGUUUACGAUUUAAUUUAGUUCUUUUACAGUUCUUUCAACUGAAUUGUGGCAUUUCUGUUUUUGUGCUAGUAUUGUACAAGGUAAUGAUGGUAAUUUUUUUGUGUUGGUUAGCUGCAGGUUCUUGUAAAAUAAAGUUCAGACUAGAGCUUAAUCAACUUAUCAAUAAAGAUGCAUUUGAAAAUCA
Molecule: messenger RNA, 2353 nt
Organism: Prinia subflava (tawny-flanked prinia)
Lineage: Eukaryota; Metazoa; Chordata; Aves; Passeriformes; Cisticolidae
Gene: GABARAPL1
Product: GABA type A receptor associated protein like 1
Exons: 5
Coding region: 136-498 (120 amino acids)
Biological process (GO): macroautophagy; autophagy of mitochondrion; cellular response to nitrogen starvation
Cellular component (GO): autophagosome; cytosol; autophagosome membrane
Molecular function (GO): GABA receptor binding; ubiquitin protein ligase binding
Source: RefSeq, a predicted model, not a curated record